AUGCUCCCAAAAGCAACAUACUUUACUGAACUUUCUUUUUCAGCCGCUUUGCAUAAUCUCACGGGCUACGAGGAUUGUAACUUCCUUCUUGAUGAUGUAGUUUGGGAAGGCAACGGCCCUCAGAAAGCCAUUCUUAAAGUUACGAAUCCACUAGAGGCAAAAACCCAUAAAAACAUCGAUUUCCAAGUAAAGCUAUGCGAACUCCUCAACGAAAACGAUAUUCCAUGCCCAAAGAUUAUCAAAAGGCUCGAUGGAAGAAAGUGGGCAUUGGAGGAAGUUGUUGAUGGAGAAAACGAUGUUGAGAAUGGCACUGGUUCGCGCCCUGUUAGUCGGAUUUCUGUUCCAGUGCCUACCUUUGUGUUAGAUUAA
Molecule: messenger RNA, 369 nt
Organism: Strongylus vulgaris
Lineage: Eukaryota; Metazoa; Nematoda; Chromadorea; Rhabditida; Strongylidae
Source: the annotation of a GenBank genome assembly